Acanthosepion pharaonis is the source of this 1224-nucleotide messenger RNA. The record is from the annotation of a GenBank genome assembly. Lineage: Eukaryota; Metazoa; Mollusca; Cephalopoda; Sepiida; Sepiidae.
AUGGAAUGUUUUCUUUGUUGCUUAUAUCUAUAUAUUCAGCGCUCUCUCCCUUUCUCCCCACUCUCUCUCUCUAGCGCUCUCUCACUUUCUCCCCACUCUCUCUCUCUAGCGCUUUCUCACUUUCUCCCCACUCUCUCUCUCUCUCUCUCUAGCGCUCUUUCCCUUUCUCCCCACUCUCUCUCUCUCUUUUUCACUCUCUCUAUUUCACUCGAUCAUUCUCACUCUCUCUUUUUCACUCUCUCAUUCGAAUCUCUCUCUCUCUCACGCUAUCUUUGGCGCUAUCUCUCGUUCUAUCUCUCUCUCUCUCUCACUCUCACUGGCUCUCCUUUGCUGUCUCUCUCUCUCUCUCUCUCUCUCUCUGUCUAUCUUUUUAUCUCUCUCGCAGUUUCUUUUAUCUCUCGCGCUCUCUCUUUCCCUGUUCUCUGUCUAUUUUCCCCAUCUCUUUCCUUCUCUCUGUCUGUUUUCCCUGUCUCCUUCCCUGUCACUUUCUCUCCAGAGAAGAUCUUUCUCCCUCUCUCUUCUCACUUUCUAUUUGUCAUCCUCUCAUCUCUCUCUCUUUUAAUCUCUCAUCGAUCUCUUUUCGCUCUUUCUCUCGCUCUCUAUCUCUCUUUCCUCUAUCUCUCUCACAAUCUCUCUCUCGCUCAAUCUCUCUAUCUAGAUCUUUCUCCCCUCUCUCUCUCUUGCUCUUUUCUCUUUCUCACCCUACCUCUCUCUCUCUCUCUCUUUUUAUCUCUUUUGCUCUCUCUCUCUCUCUCUAUGAAAAAAUCUCUCUCUCUCUCUCUCUCUCUCUCUCUCAAAAUGAGAGCAUUCUGUCUGUCUCUCGCUCGAAAUCUAUCUAGAUCUUUCUCACUUUAUUUAUCUCUCUCGCUCUAUCUCACUCCUUCCCUCUCUCACACUGUCACCCUCUCCCUCUCUCGCUCGCAAUUUUUAUCUUUCUCGCUCUUUUUAUCUCUCUUACUCUCUCCUUCCCUCUCUCUGUCUCUCUUUCCCUCUUUCUUUCUCUAUUUCAUUCGAUCAUUCCGGCUCUCUCUCUCUCUUUCAGUCUCUCACGCUCUCUCUCUCUCUCUCGCUCGCCCUAGCUCUCUCUCUAUCUCUCUUUCUCGCGGGCGCAUUCUGCCUGUCUCUCUCGCUCGAUGUCUCUAUCUAGAUCUUUAUCUCUCUCUCGCUCUAAAAAAACUCUCUUUCCCCUCUCUCACCUCUCACCCUCCUUUUCUCUCUCUUUGA